Paraglomus occultum is the source of this 348-nucleotide messenger RNA. The record is from the annotation of a GenBank genome assembly. Lineage: Eukaryota; Fungi; Glomeromycota; Glomeromycetes; Paraglomerales; Paraglomeraceae.
AUGACUUACAAAAUAAAAGUUUCAUCGCGUGGUCGAAAAUCACGGAAAGUAUCUGUACUAGAUUUUACUGGCCGGCAUGCUGUUAUGAUAGUGAAAAGGUCGCGUAAACCAGGAACAACAGAGAAAGCAAGACAAUCUAUUAACGGUAAAGAAGACCAACAACUUGUGAAAGAGUCGGUCGAUAUGGUGGACGGGUUGACCCAGGAAUUAGUUUGUGAUAAUAAGCACAGGAAUAAGACACAAAUUAAUAUCGGAAGUGAGGUGCUUGCUCACAUGAGCACCGAGCAACUUAACCAAUAUGCCAGAUUUAUCGCGUUUGAGCUGUUAAAGUCACAACUUAAUAAUUAA